CAUUCAGUUGGACUCUCAAUGUUAUCCAAAGGUGCUAACCAAACUAGAUACAGUACAUCAUAAACAUACAUGUGCAGCACGAAAAUGGCGUAAAUUAAUACUUAAUGACACGGCGAAGUCGUUAACAGUGAGAGCGCGGGGUGCAGUUGCUGUGUGCAGCUAACAUGGUAGGAUGUGUCUGAGAACUUUUGUACAUGUCUUUACAUGAUCAAACUUAAGUAAAUAUUCCUUUCUUUAAAGAAAGUUUGUAGUGUUUACUUUGGAAUCGCUGCAUUCGCGGCCAUUUUUAACGUUACGCGCAUGCGCAAAACCGCAAGGUAGCAAUUUUUGAUGGGUUGCAAAAUUUGUGAACACCGGCAGAACGACGCCGGCUGCAGUAAAGUUCGAGGAGGUAAAAGAGGAGCCACCACGUCAAAAACACUCAACUGUGUGCAAAAUAAUGCACGCAAAGGUCCUUCACAGAUUAGAAGGAGUCUGAGGAUGAGGAAGAGUCACUAUACGUCAAGAACGUAGAGGAAGAAUUCGUUCACAUUAAAGAGGAACAGGAGGAGUAUUUCAUUGAAAUGGAGAACACUCAAAUUGAGAAGCAGCAGCGACCUCAUCCCCUCAAAAAGGGGGAAGAGCACCCUCCAUAUGUUAAAGUGGAGGUGAUAGACAUCCCCAUGUGGACUGGUGAACCCUUGAAGGGUGAAGAUGGAGGUCGGAGUGAGGCCAGCACAGGGGCAGAGCCUCCGUCUGGCAGCAGGAGCAGUUCAAAAGAAGGAUUCCAAGCUGACAACCUCUUCGUUCGACCAGCAGGGAGUGACGACUAUACAUCACACUCGCUGUUCUGUUUCAGCAAAUAUCUUGGUCCUGACGCUCAACAGCUUAAGAGGGAAGUACAACUUCCAAUCAAAAAGGAGGAGGUAGAGCUGCCAUACGUUAAAGAGGAGGACAAUAUCACCAUGUCGAGUGGAUUCAGCAAAUAUCUUGGUCCUGAGUGGCAGGAGUCUGAGUCUCCUGCCAUUAAAGAGGAAUUGGAGCACCUGCAAAUGAAACGGGAAGAGCCAGAGCACCCUCAACAGCAAAAGAGAGCAGUACAACUUCCAAUCAAAAAGGAGGAGGUAGAGCUGCCAUACGUUAAAGAGGAGGACAAUAUCACCAUGUCGACUGGUGAGCCCUUGAAUAGCGAGGAUGGUCCAAGUGAGGCCAGCAGAGGGACGGAGCCUCCAAGCAGCAGCUCAACGGAAGGACGGCAAGCACACAUUUUCAUCGCACCAUCAGAUAGAAAUGGCGCCACGUCACACUCAUCUUACAAAGAUGAUGGUCAGAAGAAAUCUCACUGUGGGAAAACCUUUGCUAAUAACUAUACUUGUCGUAUGCAUAUUAGCAGCCACACUGGUGAAAAACCCUUUUCCUGCUCAGAUUGUGGUAAAAAAUUCUCUGAAAAAGGCACCUUGAAACAACACGCAAGAACCCAUACUGGUGAAAAACCUUUUGUCUGCUUAGUUUGUGGUCAAAGGUUCAGUAGCAAGAGCUACUUAAAAGUACACACAAGAACCCACACUGGUGAAAAACCUUAUCCUUGCUCAGUUUGUGGUCAAAAAUUAGCUCAGAAGAGAAACUUAAAAGUACACACAAGAACCCACACAGGUGAAAAACCCUUUGUCUGCUCAGUUUGUGGUCAAGGAUUCACUCAAAUUCAACGCUUAAAAGUACACAUAAGAACCCACACUGGUGAAAAACCUUUUUCUUGCUCAGAUUGUGGAAAAAAAUUCUCUGAAAAAGCCACCUUGAAAAAUCACACAAGAACCCACACUGGUGAAAAACCUUUUUCCUGCUCAGUUUGUGGUCAAGGAUUCACUCAAAGUCACCACUUAACCGUACACACAAGAACCCACACUGGUAAAAAACCCUUUUCCUGCUCAGAUUGUGGUAAAAAAUUCUCUGUAAAAGGCGCCUUGAAAAACCACACAAGAACCCACACUGGUGAAAAACCUUUUUCCUGCUCAGUUUGUGGUCAAGGAUUCACUCGAAGUCACCACUUAACCGUACACACAAGAACCCACACUGGUGAAAAACCGUUUUCCUGCUCAGAUUGUGGAAAAAGAUUCACUGAGAAGAGCACCUUAAACACACACAAAAGAACUCACACUGAUGAAAAACCCUUUGUCUGCUCAGUUUGUGGUCAAGGGUACAGUAGCAAGAGCUACUUAAACAAACACACAAGAACCCACACUGGUGAAAAACCUUUUUCCUGCUCAGUUUGUGGUCAAGGAUUCACUCGAAGUCACCACUUAACUGAACACACAAGAACCCACACUGGUGAAAAACCUUUUUCCUGCUCAGUUUGUGGUCAAGGAUUCACUCGAAGUCACCACUUAACCGUACACACAAGAACCCACACGGGUGAAAAACCGUUUUCCUGCUCAGAUUGUGGAAAAAGAUUCACUGAGAAGAGCACCUUAAACACACACACAAGAACUCACACUGGUGAAAAACCCUUUGUCUGCUCAGUUUGUGGUCAAGGGUACAGUAGCAAGAGCUACUUAAACAAACACACAAGAACCCACGCUUGUGUAAAACCUUUUUCUUGCUCAGUUUGUGGUCAAGAAUUCAGUUGUGAGAGUGCCUUAAAAGUACACACAAGAACCCACACUGGUGAAAAACCUUUUUCUUGCUCAGAUUGUGGUAAAAAAUUCUCUGUAAAAGGCGCCCUAAAAGUACACACAAGAACCCACACUGGUGAAAAACCGUUUUCCUGCUCAGAUUGUGGUCAAGAAUUCAGCUAUCAGAGUGCCUUAAAAGUACACACAAGAACCCACACUGGUGAAAAACCUUUUUCCUGCUCAGUUUGUGGUCAAGGAUUCGUUCAAAAACAACAAUUGCAAAGACACAAAAGAACCCAUACUGGUGAAAAACCGUUUUCCUGCUCAGAUUGUGGAAAAAGAUUCACUGAGAAGAGUGCCUUAAACACACACACAAGAACCCACACUGGUGAAAAACCUUUUUCCUGCUCAGUUUGUGGUCAAGGAUUCACUCGAAGUCACCACUUAAUCGUACACACAAGAACCCACACUGGUGAAAAACCGUUUUCCUGCUCAGAUUGUGGAAAAAGAUUCACUGAGAAGAGUACCUUAAACACACACAAAAGAAUCCACACUGGUGAAAAACCUUUUUCCUGCUCAGUUUGUGGUCAAGGAUUCACUCGAAGUCACCACUUAACCGUACACACAAGAACCCACCCUGGUGAAAAACCGUUUUCCUGCUCAGAUUGUGGAAAAAGAUUCACUGAGAAGAGCGCCUUAAACACACACAAGAGAACCCACACUGGCGAAAAACCUUUUUCCUGCUCAGCUUGUGGUCAAAAAUUCGCUUGCAAGGAUCAGAUUAAUAGACACGUGUGUAUUGGUGUGAGAAGCAGUGGCCAAUGACUGUUUUGCCUGUCAUCCAUGCUGCCUUUAUCAGAUUGUGCACUGCCAGUGGCAGUUCCUCUCUGGCUGGAGACACAGGCCCACAUAUUUUGUCUCACACAUCCAGGCAGUGCUCCUCUGCAGAGUUGGCGCCCCAUGCCGGCUCUGUGAUUUCGGUCUAUGACCACACUGGAAUCUCCGCAGUCCUCUCCAGGACAUAGGUCAGGUAGAAGACGAUUACUUAUUUCAUUGUCAUUUCAUUACACAUACACAGUAAAUGUGUUCCUCAUCACAACACAAACUGUAGCAAAGUUGUACCAGGGAUGAAAGUGGCUAGAAGUUUCUUGCUGGAACUCCCUGACAUGAAGGUCGCCACGUAGUCUGAAUUUUUUAUUUUUUGUAUUUUAUUUUUUUUGGGAGGGGGGGGGGGGGUCAAACCUCGGAAAAACACUGACAUUUA
Molecule: messenger RNA, 3852 nt
Organism: Corythoichthys intestinalis (scribbled pipefish)
Lineage: Eukaryota; Metazoa; Chordata; Actinopteri; Syngnathiformes; Syngnathidae
Product: zinc finger protein 585A-like
Exons: 4
Coding region: 564-3413 (949 amino acids)
Biological process (GO): regulation of transcription by RNA polymerase II
Cellular component (GO): chromatin; transcription regulator complex; PcG protein complex
Molecular function (GO): DNA-binding transcription factor activity, RNA polymerase II-specific; RNA polymerase II cis-regulatory region sequence-specific DNA binding
Source: RefSeq, a predicted model, not a curated record